ACUGCAGUCAGAUUCUCUUCUCCGUUGCUUCAACCCUCAUCGCGCCCUCUCUUCUCUCUCUCUUCUCUGCCAACAUUUCCCUCUCUUGGGUCCAAACUUUGAACGCACGCCCUGCUUGUAUUGCUAACUCAGUCUGAUCACUGCAGAAAACUAAGACUACUUUUUAUGCCAAUGGCACAGUCUGCCGCCCUGCAUAUCUGGUAGGGGCGGCGGUAGCACCAACCAUUUGGAAACCCUAGUCUUUGUAAAACAAUGGUGUUCAAGGGUAGAUUCUUCUCUUCCAAGAAGUCCGAUUCUUCAAGUCCUGACGGAUCGAAUAGUCCUCGAUCGUUCGGCUCCAACUCUCCAAGCAGAUCCGAGAAGAAGAAGGUCAAAUCGCCCAAAGACGGCAACCAGAUCGGUACCUCCGGGUUCGCCACGCCGUGCGGUAAAACUCAGGUGAAGGAGAGUGGGAAGCAGCAGAAGAAGGAUGUGAAGGGGAAGGAGACUCAGGCUCCGGCACCGGCGAAGCCCAACACUUCGAGUUCCAAGUUGCGGGCGGCACCGGAUGUGAAGGAGGCGGCGGUGUCGCCGAUUCUGGCGUCGUCGCUGGGGCUGCAUCGGAUUAAGACUACGAGAUCGGGGCCAUUGCCACAGGAGAGUUUUUUCGGGUUUCGGGGGGAUAAGGGUUCGGCUCUUGGUGCUAGUAAUCUUUCGAGGCCCAGUGGUGGCGUUGGUGGUGAUGGCUGCUUGAGUUCAGGUUCGGGGUCGAAGAGCAGUGUGAAAAAGAAGGAAGGGGUUAAUCAGAGUAGGAUAGGUUCUCAGGAGCAGGUUUUGUUAGGGAAUUGGGCUGAUACUGGAAGUAAUUCGGAUGGCAUGUCGAGUGAGAGUGCUCCAUCUAGAGACCAGAGUCCUCAUGUGCAAGUGCGGUCGCGGCUGCCAAACGGUGAAUCCUCCUCUGAAGUGGGGCGAUACAAUAAACAAUGGGGCCAUUCAGGAGGCUUGAGAAGUUCAGAUGUUUGUACUCCAGAGGUACAGACUUCAUAUGAUUGUGAAACCCCGAAGGAGUCUGAAUCUCCUCGUUUUCAAGCUAUACUCCGGGUGACAAGUGGAACUAGAAAGAGGCUUCCUGCUGACAUCAAAAGUUUCUCUCAUGAAUUAAAUUCUAAAGGUGUACGACCUUUCCCAUUUUGGAAGCCGCGAGGCUUAAAUAACUUAGAGGAGGUUUUGGCUGUCAUACGAGUAAAGUUUGACAAAGCAAAGGAAGAAGUGAACUCUGAUCUGGCAAUUUUUGCAGCAGAUUUGGUGGGAAUUCUUGAAAAAAAUGCAGAAAGUCAUCCUGAAUGGCAAGAAACUAUUGAAGACUUGCUGAUUUUGGCUCGGCGCUGUGCUGUGACAUCUUCGGGACAGUUUUGGCUUCAGUGUGAAGGUAUAGUUCAAGAACUUGAUGAUAGGCGUCAGGAACUCCCCAUGGGUAUGCUGAAGAAGCUUCACACCCGAAUGCUUUUCAUUCUCACGAGGUGUACCAGAUUGUUGCAGUUCCACAAGGAAAGUGGUUUGGCUGAGGAUGAACAUGUUCUUCAGCUUCGUCAAUCUAGAAUCCUACAUUCUGCCGAUAAACGAGUUCCAUCAGGUGUGGGAAGGGAUGGGAAAAGUUCUAGUGCUGCAAAAGCCUCGAGGGCAGCUACGAGGAAAUCUUAUAGCCAGGAGCAGCAUGGCUUGGACUGGAAGAGCGAUCAUGCUAUACAACCUGGAAACUUUCUCUCUCCUACUUCUGAAGCAACAAAGACUUUGGACUCUCCUGUGGGUAGGGAUCGUAUGGCUUCUUGGAAGAAACUACCAUCUCCAGCAGGAAAAACUGCAAAAGAAUCUGUUCCAAUGAAGGAACAGACUGAUAUUAAGGUGGAGUCUUCAAAGAUGUUAAACAACCAGGCUGGAAUUCCUGAUGUUGAUUUGACUACUGCUAAGCCUCCUGACAUUCCUCCGGCUAAAGAUUUUCAUGGACAUUCUUCUAUUUCGUCCAAGCACCAGCACAAAGCUUCUUGGGGUUAUUGGGGAGAUCAGCCGAAUAUUUCUGAGGAUAGUUCAAUAAUUUGUCGCAUUUGUGAGGAGGAGGUUCCAACUUCCCAUGUGGAAGACCAUUCAAGAAUUUGUGCAGUUGCUGACCGAUGCGAUCAGAAGGGUAUAAGUGUCAAUGAGCGGCUCAUUAGAAUUGCUGAAACUCUUGAGAAGAUGAUGGAAUCCCUUUCACAGAAGGAUUUUCAACAUGUGGGAAGCCCAGAUGUUGUUGCAAAAGUAUCAAACUCGAGCGUUACUGAAGAAUCUGAUGUGCUCUCACCAAAACUUAGUGAUUGCUCUCGCAGAGGCUCAGAAGACAUGCUUGAUUGUUUCCCUGAAGCUGAUAACUAUGUUUUUGUGGAUGACUUAAAGGGCUUUCCAUCCAUGUCAUGUAAGACUCGUUUUGGACCAAAGUCUGAUCAAGGAAUGACAACUUCAUCUGCUGGUAGCAUGACUCCUAGGUCUCCAUUAUUGACACCGAGGACCAGCCAGAUAGACCUGCUAUUGGCUGGAAAGGGUGCCUACUCUGAACAUGAUGAUCUUCCACAGAUGAAUGAGCUUGCUGAUAUUUCAAGAUGUGCGGCAAAUGCAUCUUUGCAUGAUGAUCACUCUAUGUCAAUUUUGCUUGGAUGCCUUGAAGACCUGAGGGUUGUUAUUGACCGUAGGAAGUUGGAUGCACUUACAGUGGAGACAUUUGGGACACGCAUUGAAAAGCUGAUUCGGGAGAAGUAUUUGCAGCUUUGUGAGCUUGUGGAUGAUGAGAAGGUUGAUAUCACAAGUACUGUAAUUGAUGAAGAUGCACCUUUAGAAGAUGAUGUGGUUCGUAGCUUGAGAACUAGCCCAAUACAUUCUACUUCUAAAGACCGCACUUCAAUAGAUGAUUUUGAGAUAAUAAAACCAAUAAGUCGUGGGGCAUUUGGCCGGGUUUUCUUGGCAAAAAAGAGAACAACAGGGGAUCUUUUUGCAAUUAAGGUUCUUAAAAAGGCAGAUAUGAUCCGUAAGAAUGCUGUUGAGAGUAUUUUGGCAGAACGUGAUAUUUUAAUCUCAGUUCGCAAUCCUUUUGUGGUUCGCUUUUUUUAUUCAUUUACAUGUCGUGAGAACUUGUAUCUUGUGAUGGAAUACUUGAAUGGAGGAGAUCUGUAUUCAUUAUUGAGGAGUUUAGGCUGCUUAGAUGAAGAUGUUGCUCGUGUAUAUAUAGCAGAAGUGGUGCUUGCUUUGGAAUAUUUACAUUCUCUGCGUGUGGUUCAUCGUGAUCUGAAGCCUGAUAAUUUGUUGAUUGCACAUGAUGGUCAUAUAAAGUUGACAGACUUUGGAUUAUCAAAGGUUGGUCUCAUCAACAGCACUGAUGAUUUGUCUGGUCCAGCAGUUAGUGGGACGUCCCUACUUGAACAAGAUGAACCUCAGUUGUCUACAUCUGAGCAACAUCGAGAAAGGCGGAAGAAACGCUCUGCUGUGGGAACGCCUGAUUAUCUGGCACCAGAGAUACUUUUGGGAACAGGACAUGGCACAACUGCUGAUUGGUGGUCUGUUGGAGUUAUCCUGUUUGAACUGAUUGUUGGUAUUCCACCAUUCAAUGCAGAGCAUCCUCAGAUGAUAUUUGACAAUAUUCUCAACCGUAACAUACCAUGGCCCCGGGUACCAGAAGAAAUGAGCCCUGAAGCACAAGAUCUAAUCCAUCGAUUAUUGACAGAAGAUCCUUAUCAGAGACUUGGAGCUGGAGGAGCAUCAGAGGUGAAGCAGCAUGCAUUUUUCAGAGAUAUCAAUUGGGACACACUUGCUAGACAGAAGGCUGCAUUUGUUCCCUCCUCAGAGAGUGCACUUGAUACUAGUUACUUCACAAGUCGGUACUCAUGGAACCCCUCAGAUAACCAGGUUCUGGCCAGUGAAGAGGAUUCCAGUGAUGACGGCAGUAUGAGUGGUAGCAGUAGCUGCCUGAGUAAUCGCCAAGAUGAACUGGGAGAUGAAUGUGGAGGUCUUGCUGAGUUUGACUCGGGCUCAUCUGUUAAUUACUCCUUCAGUAAUUUCUCAUUCAAGAAUCUCUCACAGCUUGCUUCAAUCAACUAUGAUUUGCUUACUAAAGGUUGGAAGGAGGAUCCCCCAACAAAUCAUAACGCGUAACUUAUCUUCUGUGCCAAAUUGGGAUUCAAAUUUUUUUACAAUGGAUCGAUCUUUUGGGCAUCCUUGGGGGCUCAAAUCACCUCAGUGUUGUUUGUACACUCUGUAAAUAGAUAGAAGAAAAAACUUUUGAGAAUGAAAUUGUCUCGGAAUGUGCUCUCAUUCCUCAAAUAGAAAAGCCCCACACUCUGGCAUUCCAAUUUUAGGGUUGAGUUUGUUUUGUAACAGUUGAGGUUGCUGUUGUAAUUUGGACCUUAGUUUACAUGCCUCAGUGUUUGUACUCUUGAUUUCUCCUGCAUGGUAAUGAGAACACAUUCCCUUUUGUCCAAUUUCA
Molecule: messenger RNA, 4486 nt
Organism: Vitis riparia (riverbank grape)
Lineage: Eukaryota; Viridiplantae; Streptophyta; Magnoliopsida; Vitales; Vitaceae
Product: probable serine/threonine protein kinase IREH1
Exons: 18
Coding region: 253-4155 (1300 amino acids)
Biological process (GO): peptidyl-serine phosphorylation; intracellular signal transduction
Molecular function (GO): protein serine/threonine kinase activity; ATP binding
Source: RefSeq, a predicted model, not a curated record